This is a messenger RNA of Dermacentor andersoni, 2799 nucleotides long. Its product is annotated as tigger transposable element-derived protein 6-like. Lineage: Eukaryota; Metazoa; Arthropoda; Arachnida; Ixodida; Ixodidae. Gene Ontology annotation, molecular function: DNA binding. Gene Ontology annotation, cellular component: nucleus. The record is from RefSeq and is a predicted model, not a curated record.
GUUUCGUUUUUGAAAAGAACAUGGACGGCGCCGGCCUUAUUCUAUAACGACGCCGACACUUGCUGUUAAACUUUAUAUUUGUGCGAUAUUGUGGAGAGUUGCGGCUUUCGUAGAAGUCAGCUUCACAAUGAAUAGAGCACGCGCUGAUACCUUUGAAGUCUGUGUGGGAGACGACGAACCGUGCGCAAGCGAGCGCAGCCCGGAACUGAAGCGUAAGCGUACAACGCUUACGGUGGGUGAAAAGCGCGAAGUUUGUAUGUGGAAGCGUGAGCACCCGCGGUCUACUCUACAUGAUGUCAUGCUUUGGUGUCGCAUCAACCUCGGUCUGGACAUCGGCAAGAGCUCUGUAUCCCGCAUCUUGCAGGAGAGUGACAAGUGGAUCAACACGGCGCCAGACGCCGUCAACUCGAUGGACUCGAGAAAUUCGCUUGGUGUCGAUAUGGAAAAGUCCCUUUUCACAUGGCUCCAAGACGCACGCUCCCGUGGGGUCUACGUAAGCGAUGCGAUGAUCGCCGAAAAGGCCCGCUCUCUUGGGAAGCUGCUCAAAAUGCCCGACAGUUUUUGCUAUUCAAGAGGUUGGCUGCAUCGUUUCAAGUCAAGACAUGGGAUUUGUAAUAGCAGACCACAUGGAAGCAGCUCACCUACACCUGCUGGGCGCAAGGAUGCAUCAGAAGAGUUGCCCAGAAGUACCAGCCAUGUCCAAUUACAGACAGUUCUUGCUGAUUACACCCUGAACAAUAUCUACUAUGCUCAAGAGAUGGUUUUUUCCUACGCUGCAUUGCCAAUGAAAGGAAGCACAAGGGAGAAGCAGAGAUAUAAAAAACAGAGGCUAGUAGUUGGUCUACUUUACAACUUAUCGGGUUCACAUCGCUGGAGGCCUAUUGUUGUCGGUGGUACCAAACGGCCCCACAGUUUCGGGACCCUUUUUGAUCCCGAUAUAUACUGUAACUACAACUAUGAACCGAAAGUGUGCCUGACUGCAAGCAUUCUCGUAUGUCAUUUGAAGAGUUUGGAUGAGAAUCUAUGCAAGGAAAAACGACGCGCCAUCAUGCUAAUUGAUGAGGCGAGGACUGAUGCCUUGAAUGAUGUGUACUUCUGCAACCUGCAGGUUCACUUCUUGCCUUCAGAUUGUGUCUCUGAUAUUGCAACAGGGAAUUCCUCUGUAAUUCAUGGUGUAAAAGCCCUGUACCGGAGAGAUCUUGUGCUGCACAGUGCUAUGUGUAAAGAUGCUGAACUGCAGACUGAAAUCAGUGUUCGCUGGGCACUUCGAACACUCUCACAGGCCUGGAUGUCUCUUCCAUCUCAAGUUAUCUUGGAUUCUUGGGGGCAAACAGGCCUUCUGCCAUUCCAGCAAUUAGAGAGAACAGCUAGUGACACAUGCAAGAGCUUAGUUCAGGAACUUCAGAAACUUUUGGACAUUGUUUACCCUCGUAGGGCUGGUGCUGAAGCAUAUAUAAGAGUUGAUGACUGUGAUGGUGUGGACGAGGGUCUGUACACAGCUUUUCAUGAGCAGCCAGAGUGUAUUGCCUCAAUUCUGGAACCAAACCACACUGAUGCUUGGAGAGGCCUUCACACCUUGAUUACAUACCUUGAACAAGAAGGAGACGCGAGCACAAUACGAGAGCUUGCCAAGUUAGAGAAAAAGCUAAACUUGAAAAUUCUGAAGUAGAGUUCACAGUCUUAAGUGGUUUUCGCAUUAAAAGUUUUUCAUUAUUUUAUCGCUUCAAUACCAUGGCAGAACUGAAAACAUUUUUAAAGGACUACUGAUAUGGCAUUUUUCAUACUGGCGUGCCUCAAAGCUCCACAAAUAAGUUACUACAGUAGCUUUUCAAUACACCAGUUUUGUUCUUGUUUUCCAGUUAUGUGUCAUGACACAGAAGUACGGUCACAUGAGAGUGGAAUACUGUGAUGUUUGGCCAUUCACUCUGGCUCGCUCAAUUGUCUGCUACGCUGCUACAUUGGGCCUAGUAGUAGCAUAGCAAACAACUAAGUGAGCCAGGGAAAGUGCAAAAACACCAUGAUGUUCUCCUCCCAAGUGACCACUUUCUGCAUCAUAAUGUCGUGACUCAUAUACACCUGCUGAAAAACGAGACUGAAAGUGGUUUGUAGAAAAGCUAUCAUAUAAAUUAUUUAGGGUACUCUAAGGUUGCAAGUAUUUUUCUCAAGGUUUUGAGCUCAGGGACCUUCGUUUACAGCAAAAAAAGGAAUGAAAGGCCUGAAAGGUCUUGUCAGUGCUCAUUUAAGACACUCAGCAAUAAGUUAUAUACUUCACUCCAGAGCCCUUGUGUAGCAUGGCUCAGGGUGCAGAAAUCUUGGCUGCCACACUAAAGAGAUUAUGUUUGAAAGUAACUAGCACUGUGCAGAACUGCUGGCUAAAAAUCUUGACAUAUCACACAAAACUGAGAGCCUGCUUGCAUUUACCGACUCCAUGGUGACCAUGGACACCUUGAAUCAAACUAUUAAACCCAGAAUGUGUUUCAAAUAUACGAAAACAUGUGCAUAAGGUCCAAACAAAACGUCGUGCACAGGAAGAUGGAGACGGAUGUGAUCAACAGUUGGACAAGAGAUGUCUCUAAAGCUUACCUUGCAACUAGAGGACAAGCACUCUUCACAUGAGGAGCCCUGGGGGCCUGGCUCCCCCUCCACCCCCCAAGAAAUACCGGAACUUCAGCGCUGACAUAACCUGCGCUUGCAUAACCAGGCAUGGCCUGUGCCUGCUGGAGAAACUAUGUGUGUACAUGUCUUUGCUUGGUGGUAUAUAUGAAUAUACAGUACAAUUAAACUGCAGUGGCAAUAAGA